Messenger RNA from Hylaeus volcanicus, 4624 nucleotides. RefSeq names its product nucleolar protein 58-like. Lineage: Eukaryota; Metazoa; Arthropoda; Insecta; Hymenoptera; Colletidae. The record is from RefSeq and is a predicted model, not a curated record. The transcript has 5 exons. Bases 191 to 1234 code for a protein of 347 amino acids.
UCCCAAUCUGUCCGCCAGGGCGCAAUGUUUUGAGUCGCGAGAAAUCCCUGAUCCGUGCCGUGUGCGUUGAGCGUCCGGUUCCACCGAUCAUCGUCGAGUUGUAACCGUAUGUGCUGUCGCCGUCGCUCCAUUGCCGUCCCUCAUUUCCGUCGUCGGUCCCGCACGCGUUGACACGUCCCUUUCGACCGCCAUGGACGUGACCCUGCUGCUUCAGCACUCGCAAUAUGCGUUGCCCGUCGGUGUCGUGCUCCUCUGCGCUAUCCUCGUCUUCGUCUUUGGCUUCAAGAAGGCUGAGCAACCACCGUUUGCACAGCUCUCAGGGGGCUCCGACGUGGACAGGAAAUUCGCCAGCAAGAAACGCAGCAAGAUCAAAGAAAAGAGGUCUGCCAAUGGCCAAGUGGCAACUGAGAAAGCCAGCCCUGUUAAAAAGUCUGUAUCCACGAAGGUAGAUGUGAAGAAAGCUGCUCCAAAAGCAGAGGAUAUCGAAGGAAAGUUGAAGGAACAGAAGCAGGAAAAUAAUAAAGUUUCAGCAACUAAGAAGGAGAAGGAUCAGGUUACGGCAAAGGCUGGUAAGGAGAACAAGGUUGAACAGGUGAAGAAUAAGAAAAACUUGAAGAACUUGUUCCAAGAGAAACCUGUAGAUUUUGAUGAAGGGGAUUGGGAGCAGGCUUAUUCCAGAAAGGAUAAGAAAAAUAAGAAGAAAGAGGAAGAGUCCCCUUCCAAGAAGAAUAAGAAGAAUGUUAAGAAGUCUGAUUUAAUUAACGAAGCUGUGGCUAAACAAAAAGACUUAGAGAAGGCUGAAAUUAAAGACAAAGUUGCCAAAGACACAGAGAAUAAAGAGUUGAAAGAAAAAGAGACUAAAGAUAUCAUUCUUAUACCCAUCUCUAAUAAGGAAAUAAUUGAAGAAAAAGAGCAUCGCAAGGAAGAAGAGCAACUUAAGAUUGAAAAGGUAGAGAAAGAAGAAAAAAAAAGUACAAAGUCCAAGAAGGGUAAGAAGGUUUCUGAAAGCGAAAGCACGUCCACCUUGACACCAUCUACCCCAAAGGUGGAGAAUAAAAUUCAAGAACAAAGAGCACAGAAGGACGAAGAAAACGAAAAUGUUCCCGAAGAUGUUGAACAGAAAAGUUCCAAAGUGCAAGAAAAAAGUGGUGCUGUUUUUGACGAACUAGGAGAUGCCUGGACAGAAGCGAAACCACAAAAGAAGAGUAAAAAGAAAGCUCGCAAGGAUAAUUGAAGGUAAUCUGGAUGAAGGAUCAAGGAUGAAAAUUACUUUUCAUUUCUGAGAGGAGUAGCAUGGGAAUCCUGAUCAGUCGGAACAGAAUUUGUCAUUUUGGGCUCAUUGGGUGUGUCUUCAGCGACUUACCGAUCAACCGGCUGACCAAAUUGUUCCUUUCCCUUGUACAUAACGCCAAUUGGACUAGGUUGAUCCAUCAAUUAUGAUUUAUGGACGCUGCAGGUGCAUAAGUGGACGUAUGGAGAAAAAAUUUUUGUAGAUUACUAAUUUUUUCACCAUACUAAUCGUUUGCUUCGAUAAAGUCGCCUUGCAUUUAGUAAAAAAAAGGCAUAAGUCAUAGUUUUCACUAUAAAGUAAUAUACGUGUUACUCUUUUGAAAAAUCUUCGUAUAUGUCCAUAAUAAUGCAAUUAGUAUUGUAUGAUUUACAGGUGUAUUUAUAGUACAUAUUUAUGAAACCUUCACGUUAUACUUAUAUUGUUAAACGAUCGUACUUACAUCUUUUACAUUUCAUUUAAAGAAAAUAUUUUGUUAGGUCACUUUUGGUUUUCUAUCCUCACGAUUUGCAUAUUGUCCUUAUGCUAUUACAAUUACUUAAAACUAUAUAUCAUCUGAACCUUCAAAUAUUAAUUAAACCCUCUGUUCUCUUCAAUUGCAGUCCAAGUUAAUUGCAAUUAAUCAUACACAUGGAGAGAGUCGAAAGUUAAAACUUAGAAAGUGUGAAAUAUAUCCCAAAAUAAUAAAAUGCAAGACAAUCUCUACACAGGGAAAGUUUGCAUUACCGAUGUAAUUAUGUCCUUUUCGAUGUACUAACCAAGAGAAAUAUUUUCUUAUACCCGUUAGCCUGUAUUUUAAUCCGGCAUAUAGAUCUGUAAUCAUAUGCUUUGUAACGAUAAACUGUAGAUAAUAUUUUAUCAUGCGAAAUGCACCCGUAAUGAGUUUUAAGGGUUGAAAAACGUAUAUAUAUUUAUAAGAACAUGCAAAUCUGUGACAAAACUUGUGCCAAGUUGUGAAAAGAGAUAAAACAAGGUGCAGCAAAAGUCAUGAACACGCAUAAUUUAAAUUUUAUCCAAAGAAUAUAUAUAUUAAUAUAAUUUAUAUGGUAUUCGACCUUAACAUAACAAUGAACAGCCACUUGAAAUAUUUAAUUCAUAGCAUCAAAUAGUUCGAUUAAUUGUAUAUUAAGCGUCGUACUAGCUUUUGUUGAAAUUAAAUUAAACAAUUAUGGAAAGAUCUCAUGAAUGAAUAUAAUGGAUUCAUUGUUUUUUUUAAAUCUUUUCACAAUCUAAUCCAAUCGUUCACAUUUUAUGCCAUGUAUAGAUUAUAAUAAAUGGGUGUACUGAUUACUUGUUAAAAUUUGUUUCUGAAAUAAUUUUUUAAUCGAUGUAAUAACGAUUCUUAUAUAAUCGUUGUUACACGUAUAUGUACAUAAUUAUGUACAUUAUAAUUACUUACAAAAAUGUAAGCGUUAAACUCUAUAGAAGCAGCAGUGUCUUAAAAGGAGUACUAUGUUUCUAGUUUAUCUUUUAGUAUAUAAAAUUUAAAUAUUCGAAACCUGUUGGUUUCCGUUUUCGAGAAAAAAGAGGGAGUAAAAAGAAAUCAUAGUUUGAAAAAUGAUAAUAAUUGCAGAUAUGUUAAAGUUAAUUGCAGUUAAUUAUCGAAUCGAAAAUGGUUUUUUUUGUAAUUGGGUGUUUUUAGUAAUAGUUGCAGAUAUGUUUAUCAUAAAUAAAUUGUGUUGUAAAACGAAGAUAAAAAGACACGCUACAUGAUUUUCUCGAUACAAUUUAUAAACUAUUGGCAUUGACAUGUUAAUAGCUGUACAAGUACGGAUAUAAUUAGUAAAGAGAAAAAGAAAUGUGGGCUUCGGCGAAUGAAAUAUUGUGAUAAGUAUAUAUUACAUGUUCGAGGGUUACGUAAAACAUUGUAAAAUAGUACUAUUAAAUAAUACUAUCGUUUAUAGCUUUUACUUACAAAAAGAAAAUGAAAAAAUAUCCGCUUAAAAUAGCUAUUAAUAUUUUGUACUGUUAUCUUUAAUCUAUUUUCACAUCUAUUUUCUUUGAUAUGCUUCUGUUACAAAAUACGAUAUUCAGUCAAGAUUAUUCAUAAUAAUAUCUUAUAUAUUUAAGUCUGUAAUUGUCUACAGUGAAGAGGCUGCGUUCUCAUAGUUCUACCAAUUGCUUACAAUGACCAAACAUAAAAAUCGAUUACAAAAUACCAAAACUUACACAGUGUAAGCGUUGGAGAAGCGUUAUGAUCAGUGUUAGAGCGUACAGAUGAGAUUGCAAAGGAAGUUUGAACUCGGAAAAGAUUUACGUUGCAAAAUAUAUAAGAUUCUUUUGUUAUUUUCUUAUUUUUUUAGUCCUGAGCUUGCAGUUGCAAUAUUUCUCAUUAAGAAACACAUUGUACAAUGGCCUUCCUUUCCAUUGUGUAAUUCUCAUUACGCGUACUUAGUGGCAGCUAAGUCAAACUUGAACAUACUUGUUGUUCUAAAUGAUGAUACAAUGUCGUAAUUUAACACUGGUCAUAAUAGAUGUUUAUAUUGAUCGAAUAAUCGUCGAGGUACUUAAAUUAAAAGACAGAAUGGAGAAGUCGAUGAGCUUGGAAGUGGUGGGAAGCUUGUAAGCGUGUUUAUAAGAGGAUAUCAUAUUUUGAAUAAGAUUUGUAUGCACUCUAUUCAUCGUCAGUCGAGUAAUUGAACAUUGGUAUAUAAAUCACUGCUCGUUAAUAAAAUACAAUUCCUAGCUCGUUGAUAAAAUAGAUUAAUUGAACAGGAAUAAAUGAAAGCAUUGAUUUCGUAAAAUUUAAUUCUCUUUGAGACCUUUGGUGACUAGUUGACCGUUUCUGGCUACAAAAAUCAAGUUUAAUCGUACUAAUUACAAUAGAAAAGAAGUAGAUUACUGCUGUACAUAUGUAUAUUAACAAUGUUCUUUUAAUUAAACAUGUAUGUGCAAUUUUAUGGUGUACCUUAAAAGGAAAAGGAUAAUGAAUGACUAUGUCUUUAUUGAUAAGGUUUUAGAGGUAUCGUAAAUGUCCAACGAAAUUGGUAUGUUUUCGAGAACUUUUCAUUGUAAUUUUAUGAAACUAUUGUUCUCUAAUUUGGUGACUCUUCUCGCGUUUAGUUGAAGAAAAAUAAAAAUAUUUUUUGCUGAACAGAGCAGUGUGCGUGCGUGCAUGUGUAAUCUAAACGAAAACAGAAACCUUAAAACUAUAGUGGCCUAACGCUUGCAAUAUUAUUGGAAUGAUCGUGAUACUCCAGGACUUUGAUCAUAAUUAGAUGUAGCGUAAACGAUACGAGAUGCAAAUUGUCAUAGUUAUCAAUAGUGUAUUUUAUUUUCCAAAAGUGUUGUAGCUAUCGCAACGAUAUCUGUAUAAAUAUAUUUGUGUAAAACGCG